Folsomia candida is the source of this 1350-nucleotide messenger RNA. Its product is annotated as SEC14 cytosolic factor. Gene Ontology annotation, cellular component: cytoplasm. Bases 192 to 1262 code for a protein of 356 amino acids. Lineage: Eukaryota; Metazoa; Arthropoda; Collembola; Entomobryomorpha; Isotomidae. The transcript has 6 exons. The record is from RefSeq and is a predicted model, not a curated record.
UCCACUGCAUGAUUCCGCUCAAUUUGUAGGUAUGCAUGCAUUCGCGAAUUUUGUGGAGGAGGAAAAACUUGCAGUUUAUUCUUUGUUGUUCGCACAUUUGCAUGCAAGAAGUGCAUGUUAUCCGUGAAGUUGUUGCAUAAGUAGAUAAAAGUUACGGAGUUAUUUUAGUUCGAUUUCCUUAAAAGACAAAAAUGUGUGAAAAAAAUUUCAAACGUUUCACAAAUUUUGUGGUUUUGUUCGUAAUAUUUGUUAAAUUUGUGGAAGGGGAUAAUACAAAAUUUUUUACACUAACGCUUGAAGAAAAGCUGAAGUUAGAUGAGUUUCGUGACAGAAUAUCGCCUAUUUUGCAGCAUGAUUACAUGAAAAAGGAAAUUUACUUGAUUCGAUUUCUUCGCCAGACAAAUUUUGAUGUCCAUGCGGCUGAACGGUUAAUGGAAAAUGUGAGUUCCAAAAUGUUUUCAACAAGUUUAAUCAUUUAUUUAUUCAAGAUGCUAAAAUGGCGAGAAGAAAACGAAAUUGAUAAAUUGCUGGAUGAAGAAUUUCCAGAAUUUGAUCAGGAGUACAACGUUUAUUUGGAGGGGUGUGACCCUCUAAAUAGACCUGUUUUAUCAGUGCCAUUAGGAGACUGGGACAUUAGACGAGCAAUCCUUGCCGGACUUGGUAAUCGGUUAAUGCGCUACAUGGACAAAAUUUAUGAAGAUUCUACAACCUUUUUGCGAAAUGCGAAUUCGGCCGGGAUGGAAAUUGUGCAAGCAACGAUAAUCAUGGAUAUGAGUGGAUUUCACGCCAUCACGCAUACCUGCCCAAGAUGUCUCCAACUCUAUCUCUACUUUCUCGGAAAUUUACAAUCCCAUUAUCCCGGUCUUAUCGAAAAGAUGUACUUUGUAAACACCCCCGAAAUUAUUCACGUCCUUUGGAACCUCUACGAGGGCGUGUUUACCCCCAAACUGCGCGAAAUCACGACCAUGUUCGGUCGAAACAAGGAACAAUGGCAGGCCCGCCUUCGCGACGAAAUUGGCGCUGACCAGUUAUCCAAACGCUACGGGGGAGAUAAGCCGGACGCUCUAGAAUUUUAUUACAUCCGCCUCGCCGGACAACUCAUCUCGACGCCGGAACAACUCCAAUCCGUCAAUAUGACCAAUGUUUGUUCCAAAGAUGUCAAAAUUUAUGAAAACCUGAUCCGCGAAGUCCACCAUGAACCAGGAAGCAGAAAAGGGAAGAAUUUUGAAGAGUGGGGGUGUAAAAGGAAGCAAAAAGUGUGAUACAAACAUAAGUAAAUUUUUAUAAACUUGUGGAAUUAUGAAAUUGAAAAAUAAAUAAAGUUAAAAUUAUGGAAAGAUUUACCAAUCA